AGCUAGACGCUGAUGACGCCAACGUGUGCACUGCCACUUUCUUUAAAUAGCUCCGCCUUUUAAGUGCUCGCCAAAUAUCCCGAGUGCUUCAUAUCUUGAUGAACACACAGCUGACACUACAGCAUAAAAUCUUCAACACCAAAUUUGUGCUCCGUAAGUAACAGGCAUUCAGAUGGCACCUGGUGAAACGUCCCACCAAGAAUUAAAACGAUCAAGUUCUGCCGGUGAUAAACGGCAAUGGGUUCGGCCUGAUUUACCUUCGAAAUGUACUUGGCACUUGAGAGUGAAAACUGAAUCUCCACAUCAACACGAGAAGACCACGGUGACAGAAAACAAAGUAAUUCCAAAUAUUCUUCAUCGCAUUGGAAAUACCCCGCUAGUUCGAAUAAACAAGAUUGGAAAAAGCUGUGGCUUGAAAUGUGAAUUGCUGGCAAAGUGUGAGUAUUUCAACGCAGGAGGUUCAGUGAAGGACAGGAUAGGCCUUAGAAUGAUUGAAGAUGCUGAGCGCCAAGGAAAACUCAAACCUGGAGACACUCUCAUUGAACCCACAUCGGGAAAUACUGGGAUUGCUGUUGCUUUAGCAGCGCUUGUGAAAGGUUAUCGUUGUAUUAUAGUCAUGCCUGAAAAGAUGAGUAAAGAAAAGGCGGAUGUCCUACGUGCUUUAGGUGCAGAAAUAGUGCGUACACCAACAGAAGCCAAGUUUGACUCACCAGAAUCACACAUUGGUGUUUCUCAACGACUUAACAGCGAGAUCCCAAAUUCCAUUGUCUUAGAUCAGUAUCGAAAUGCGAGCAAUGCCUUGGCUCAUUAUGAUGGAACAGGUGAAGAGAUAUUUCAGCAAUGUGGUGGCAAGGUUGACAUGGUGGUACUUGGAGCUGGUACUGGAGGUACAAUCACAGGAGUAGCAAGGAAGAUUAAAGAAAAAUGCCCUAACGUUCAGAUUGUAGGUGUUGAUCCAUAUGGAUCCAUUCUAGCUGAACCAGAAGAUCUUAAUAAUUGUGACAACCCAACAAAAAACGUUGAAGGCAUUGGUAAAGACUUUUUUCCCACUGUUCUGGACCGUUCAGUCGUUGACAAGUGGUACAAAGUUGGAGACAAAGAAGCAUUCACUUUUGCAAGGAGACUCAUAAAAGAAGAAGGAUUGCUGUGCGGAGGUUCUAGUGGAAGUGCAAUGGCAGCUGCUGUACAGGCAGCUCAGACUCUGGGGGAGGGACAGAAGUGUGUUGUCCUUUUACCUGACUCUGUCAGGAACUACAUGACAAGAUUCUUGAGUGAUGACUGGAUGGAAGACAAAGGAUUUCUUGAGAAAGAAAGGAAUGGAGACAACAGCAAAUUGUGGUGGUGGACAAACAAAAUCUCCUGCAUCAACCUUUCAAAUCCCUUGACUGUCUUGCCAACUGUUACCUGUCAACAGUCGAUUGACAUAAUGGACAGAAAUGGUUUUGAUCAACUCCCAGUUGUCGACGAAACAGGGUCCGUGAUGGGCAUGGUAACCCUUGGUAAUAUAAUGUCCCAGAUGGUUAGUGGACGAGUAACACCUGAAAGCCCCAUUAUCAACUCUGUUUACAAAAACUUUAAAAAGGUUACGCUGGAUACCACCCUUGGCCAAUUGUCCCGUAUCUUGGAUCAUGAUCACUAUGCCGUUGUAGUCCACAGGCAGCGACCCCAUUCUGGUAAAGGAAAGCUGGAUGAAAAAGAGAUGAUAUUUGGAAUUGUGACACGCAUUGACUUCAUGAACUUCAUUACUCUAAAUCAAAAUAAGAAUGGAGUGAAAAACGGCGAGGUAGAAGAAAAAGAAAAAGAAAAUGAAAAAAACAGUCACUGAUUGUUUGUCUUAUCAAACUGAUGUAAUCCGUGUGCGAUUUUUUCUUGUUUCUCUUCGAAAGAAAGGUUAUUCAAACAACUGUAAAGAGCACAAGCCAUAAUCUGAGAAAUCCCACAGGUUAAAAUGAUGAUAGUAGUAACAUAAUAUUAGCUAUUUAUGAGUGUUGUGACCGUUUUUUACUGGGUCAAAUUUGUCUCCAUGCGAUGUGUUCUUUUAAUUCAAGUCAUUCAAGGACUUGUUUUAAAUGAAAACUAUGUUGUGAGUCUGCCCGAAAAGGUUUCUAGAAUAUUCCGAAAUUUUUACGCUAAUUUCACUCUCCAGAAUUAAAAAUUAAAUUAGAAUUAAAGUGGACUGUCACGUCUGUGGUUGCACGAAAAACGUAAUUGCAGGUAUGUUGAUUGAAACCAAGAUAUACCUGUAGUUUAAUAGUUAGUGCUUGAUAAGAGGACGUAUGAAAAUUAGCGAAAGUGACAGUACGUCAUAUUCAGAAGCAGUUUUAAAACUUUGUUAUCUUGGUGCUGGGAAAAUGAAGGGAAAUAAAAUAUAGAUAUCGUAAGCAAUAAAGAAAAUAAAUAAAUAAAGAAGCUGACUGGUCAUCUCUGUAUCACGUGUUGUUUGUCUGCUAUCGGGAGACGUAGGAGACAGUUCUUGAUGAGACACAGCAAAGCUUUCUUUUUUAGGUUGUCGUGAUCAAGCACGUCUAAAGAAUGACGUGAGGAUCUCAAUACACUCACUGAAGAAUCAUGCGGUCAUUGUAUUACAAUCAAGUGUCAGGUGACUUAUGAAAUAGCGAGCUAUUGAUAACAUAUUGUAACAAUCUCUUGUUCCCUUAACGAUUCUAAACGACCGUAAAAAUAUAACUAGAUUAAUUGGAGUAAUUGUUAUCCUCUCUACCUGUGAGAAAAUAGUCUCUUUAGCUUUUUAAAAUACACACAUUAAGCAUCUAUUCAGUUAUAUAAAUAACUUUAACGCGUCUCUUUAACGUGAAUUCGUCAAAGUUAAUUUUCAUAAAGGAGUUUCCUGGAAAUUAGUCUUUUGUCGAGUUCACGAUCAGGAAAGAAUAUUUUACUUUAAUAUAAGUACGUUUCAUUCCUCUUUUGUUUGAGGCGACUGUCAAAUGUUGUUCUGUCGCACUUUGUGUUA
Molecule: messenger RNA, 2968 nt
Organism: Stylophora pistillata
Lineage: Eukaryota; Metazoa; Cnidaria; Anthozoa; Scleractinia; Pocilloporidae
Product: cystathionine beta-synthase-like protein
Cellular component (GO): cytoplasm
Molecular function (GO): cystathionine beta-synthase activity
Source: RefSeq, a predicted model, not a curated record